Caretta caretta (loggerhead turtle) is the source of this 1756-nucleotide messenger RNA. It is a transcript of the gene YIPF2, whose product is annotated as Yip1 domain family member 2. Gene Ontology annotation, biological process: vesicle-mediated transport. Gene Ontology annotation, molecular function: small GTPase binding. NCBI's taxonomy places the organism in Eukaryota, Metazoa, Chordata, Testudines, Cheloniidae. Gene Ontology annotation, cellular component: Golgi apparatus; membrane. The record is from RefSeq and is a predicted model, not a curated record.
GAGGGGCAGAAACACUCGUGCUCCCCCGCGCGCGCGGGCGGUGCGCGAGGCCGGGCGGAGAGCGACACGCAGCAGCGGGGCGGGGAGGCCGGGCAGCAGAGUCCCUGACAUGCGAUAACCUGCAGCAAUGGCCACGUCAGAUGAGCUCAAGUUUCAUGAAUUCGACGAGGCGGCCGACUUGCUGGCCGUGAACCCUGACGCCACAACCACCAGCAUCAGCGAGCGGCAAAGCCACGUGGCCGUGGACGUGAGCACCGGCUACGAGGAGGGUGAGCUAGGGGAGGAGACAGAUAAAACCGAGCUCCUCAGUGGCCAGAAGAAGCAGCCCAGUUUCUGGACCUUCGAAUACUACCAGACUUUCUUUGAUGUCGACACCUACCAGGUGCUGGACAGGAUAAAGGGGUCUCUGCUGCCCUUGCCUGGGAAGAACUUCGUACGGCACCACUUACGGAACGACCCGGACCUGUACGGGCCCUUCUGGAUCUGCGCCACGCUGGCCUUCACGCUCGCCGUCAGCAGCAACGUGUCCCACGCCCUGGAGAAACGGGGCGACCCUGCCUUUCACUACAGCCCCCAGUUCCACAAAGUGACCGUCGCCGGGGUCGUGAUCUACUGCUACGCCUGGCUGGUGCCCCUGGCCCUCUGGGGUUACCUGCAGUGGCGCAAGGGACUCAGCCUCCACGUGGGCUCCUACAGCUUCCUGGAGACGGUCUGCGUGUACGGCUACUCGCUCUUCGUCUACAUCCCCACCUCGAUCCUGUGGCUGAUCCCGGCUGCCUGGCUCCAGUGGGUCCUGCUGGCCUGUGCUGCAGCGCUUUCUGGCUCCGUGCUGGUUCUUGCCUUCUGGCCGCUGCUCCGCGCCGACAGCAAGCCGGCCACGCUGGCCACGCUGGCCACCAUGGUCUCGCUCCACGUGCUGCUGGCCCUCGGCUGCAAGCUCUAUUUUUUCCGGACGCUGCCCAGCACCGUCUCUCCCCUGCAGACGCUGGUCACGGCCCAGCAGCCCCCUCCCCCAGCCAAUGCCUCGGUCCCCCUCCGCCAGUGAGGUGUGGAUCCCCCAGCACUGGGCACAGGCGAAAGACCGGAGCCACUGCUGGGCCACGGUCCAGGCUCCGGCCGGCUUAGGAAGGACCCUUCCUCCGGCCUGUCCCCCGGCCCGUGGAGCUCAGCCACGCUGCACAGGGAGGGGGCGGCAGCUUGGCAGUGGCUGAGCCUAGGACACUCGGCUCGUCUAAUUCUUCCCCUCUCCUCCUGCAUCAGCACUUCAGCCCUGGCUCAUUCCCAGCUGGGAGCAGGGGCAUCAGCUCCAGUGACCAGACCAGCCUCCAACUCGAGCCUGGCUCAGUCAGUGGCAGGAGUCCCGCCAGGACAGAGCCCGGGCCCUGCUCUCAGGGCGUCCUUGCAGCACCGGGAGGCAGACACCUCUGCUGGCCCCAGGGCUGAUGUUUGCAGCCCCUUCCUCGGGCAGAUCUCAGCACUGCCAGGUCCUGAUUGACAGCACAGCUGCCCCUGACCUGGAACAGCUCUCCUGCUACCCCCCAGGCUAGGCUGGGACAGAACACAUGCUAUGGAGGGAUAAUGGACAAGGGGAUUCUGCUAGCAAGGUACUCGGGCUCUCCCACCCCCAUCUCUAGGGCAUGGGGGGCAGUGGUAGGGCUGGCUGCUCCCUGGGCAAGGCCCAAGGAUUGGGAGCUGUCAGCUGUUUUCUAUUCAAAGGUGAUUGAAAUAAACUGGGGCUUUGCCCCACCUAGGACCA